GUCUAGCUUCACAUAGGUGAAGCAAAUGAACCAACAACACCGACCUGACGCAUGGUGGUGAUAUAUGUAUAAAAAAAAUACUUCAUACCGUAAAUGGUAAAAGUAAAUAACGAAACAAAAGGAGGUAUCGGAAAACAACUUCGUCUUUCCCAUACAGGCUUUUUCCAUACGAGUGGUUUUGCUCUUCAUCUGUGAAUACGGAUAGUAGGGGCAACAUUUCGCAAUCUAUUUUGCAUACAGUUAAGUGCGCGGACUAGACUGGAACCUUUUUCCUUGUUUAACGUAGUAACAUGAAUAUUACAUAAUUUAUUUAAGCUUUUUAUUGUAACUUUAUACGGCGUACAUUUCUACGGUGUUUUGUGAAACCUUUAUUCGCGCGCGACGUCUGCGCUACUUUCGAGUGAAACCAACGGGGAAUAACAUAAAACACGGAAUACAAUGACUAUGUCAGUCCCGGAGAGGAAUUCAGGGUCCGAGGGGAAGGAGGAGGAGAGUGAAGAUGAGAGCGAAAUUCUCGAAGAAAGCCCAUGCGGUCGCUGGCAAAAGCGAAAGGAGCAGAUCAGUCAAGGUAAUGUCCCCGGUGUUGAGAGUGCGUCGCUGGCCAUGGACACAGAGGAGGGAGUCGAGGUGGUGUGGAAUGAGGUGCUUUUCAAUGACAGGAAGGUCUUCAAGGCACAGGAGGAGAAGAUUAAAGAGAUGUUUGAGAACCUGAUGCAGGUUGAGCACCCAAACAUAGUCAAAUUCCAUAAGUACUGGCUGGACAUGAAAGAGAGCCGAGCUCGGGUCAUCUUUAUCACAGAGUACAUGUCCUCAGGCAGCCUCAAGCAGUUUCUCAAGAAAACCAAGAAAAACCAUAAGACCAUGAACGUCAAGGCUUGGAAGCGAUGGUGUACCCAAAUUCUCUCUGCCCUCAGUUACCUGCACUCCUGUGAACCGCCCAUUAUCCAUGGCAACCUGACCUGUGACACCAUCUUUAUCCAACACAAUGGCCUCAUCAAGAUUGGCUCAGUAUGGCACCGGCUGUUUGUGAAUGUGUUUCCGGAGGCCAGUGUUCAUGGUAAAGUCCGCCCAAACCGAGACGAACAGAGGAACCUGCACUUCUUCUCUCCUGAAUAUGGCUUGGCUGAGGAUGACUAUGCUAUUGACAUCUUCUCCUUCGGGAUCUGUGCUCUGGAGAUGGCUGUCCUGGAAAUACAGGCUAAUGGAGAUGCUGUUGUGUCCAAGGAGGCCAUCACCAACGCAGGCCAGUCUCUGGAGGAUCCCCUCAUGAGAGAGUUUACUCAGUCGUGUGUGCGUCACGAGGCCAAGCAGCGUCCCACAGCCCACGACCUGCUCUUCCACCGCGUGCUGUUUGAGGUUCACUCCCUCAAGCUACUGGCUGCCCACUGCCUCAUCAGUAACCAGUACUUGCUGCCAGAGAACUGUGUGGAGGAGAAGACCAAGUCCUUUGACCCCAACGGUCUCAUGGCAGAAAUCAAACAUGGCAACCGGCCUGGCGUUCAGCUCAAGUAUUCCCAUGUGUCUCCUUUGGAGCUGGACAAGUUCCUGGAGGACGUCAAGAAUGGGAUAUACCCCCUCAUGAACUUUGCAUCGUCGCGGCCCCACCCCGUCCCCCGGGCCCUAUCCCUGUCCCACGAACAGGUGGAGACGGCGAAGUCCCCCACCCCUGAGCCCCAAGAGACAGAGAGCAGAAAGGUGAUUCAGAUGCACUGUAACUUGGAGUCAAAUGAAGAAGGGACCAAAACUCAUCUCUCUCUGUUUCUUAAGAUGGACGACAAGCUCCAUCGACAACUUAGCUGUGACAUUCUUCCGACUGACAGCUCCAAAGACCUUGCCAAUGAACUUGUUCAUUACGCCUUCAUAAGUGAGGAGGACUGUGGGAAGCUGGCAGGGUUCCUUGAGGACGCGCUCACCAGACACCAGGGCAAAGCGCUGGCCUCUGGGAUCACACAGUGAGAAGGGGCCUCUCCGGAAGCUGGCCUGCAGAGAGGGGCCUCGAGCAUUGACCACUCAAACAGAGCAAGACAGGGGCUAGAAGGCAGGAUGACUCAGCCAGGAUCACAGGGACUGGCUCCAGUGAGGGUUUGAAGGGUUGAGCCUGAUGAGUGGUGAUUGGGACUGGGCCUGAUGAUUGGUGGAUCAUCCCAAAGAGGGCUAGGAUAGGCCAGGACUGAGAGGGACUGAAAGCAUCUCCGGUUGGAUGACUCAGAGGCAUCAUGGCUUGUUAAAUCCAUUUGAAUUCAAUCACUUUUUGACAACACCCCUUUUGAUUUGAACAAAAUCUGCCAUACAUAUUUGCCCAUUGUAGAAGUGCUCCGAAAGUGACAUUCAAGUGAUAAAAGUGCUCAAAGUUGACUGAUUUUGCAAACUCCACCAUACCAUGAGACAUCCAUGUCUUCAUCACUGGAAAAUAUAAUCAGUUGAGAUUUAGAUAAUUUAAAAUGCAUACAAACAUGGUUGUCAAAUAUUUUAUAAUUUCUGGCAAAAAUAUAAAAACAUUAUACAAAUGUUUUAUUUUUUACCUUUAACGUCAAUUAUCUUUUCACAUAUGUUGUAACUUAGACCCUAUUUUACAUCAUCUAAGGUUUUGUGUUAUGCCCGCCAUUGGUUGAGACACAACAUGCUCUUGAAUAAAUCAAAAUCAUAUACAGAUAUUUAGCAGAUGUUAUUGCGGGUGUAGUGAAAUGCUUGUGUUCCUAGCUCCAACAGUGCAGUAGUAUCUAACGAUUCACAACA
Messenger RNA from Oncorhynchus gorbuscha (pink salmon), 2736 nucleotides. RefSeq names its product nuclear receptor-binding protein 2-like. NCBI's taxonomy places the organism in Eukaryota, Metazoa, Chordata, Actinopteri, Salmoniformes, Salmonidae. Gene Ontology annotation, cellular component: cytoplasm; endomembrane system. The record is from RefSeq and is a predicted model, not a curated record. The coding region runs from base 439 to 1956 and encodes 505 amino acids. Gene Ontology annotation, biological process: intracellular signal transduction; endoplasmic reticulum to Golgi vesicle-mediated transport; protein phosphorylation. The transcript is spliced from 17 exons. Gene Ontology annotation, molecular function: ATP binding; protein serine/threonine kinase activity.